GUUAGCGCCCAGACUCGGACCGCUGGUCAACUGCAGCGGAUAUUCCAUCCCCUGGCCCCUUUGAGAAACGAUGUGCAGCUCACAACAGUUCGACAGUGCAGCCUGCAGGACGGUGGCAUGUGCCUUGGUCUGGACCUGACAGUCCUGAAGGCCCAGCCGGAUGCGGUCGUGAAGGAGCUUGUGUACACUUGCCAGAAGGAGGGCUUCGCCAUUAUGGACGUCAACGACUCUGCAAAAGACUACAACUGGCAGCUUCGAUAUCAGAACAGAUACGUUGUGACACUGGUGCAGAAGCCGAACAUUAGCAGCACUUCGCUGAGUGAAGUGAUGAGUGUCUUCGGAACAAAGGGCAUCAACAUCAUCAAAAUAGAACGACUUAGCAGCCGUGACAUCGCUUCCCUGCAGUUCACGGUGAGCUUGCCCGAGAGCCUUUCAUCGGACGAGUUCUCCAAGCACCUC
Symbiodinium necroappetens is the source of this 459-nucleotide messenger RNA. NCBI's taxonomy places the organism in Eukaryota, Dinophyceae, Suessiales, Symbiodiniaceae. The record is from the annotation of a GenBank genome assembly.